Messenger RNA from Condylostylus longicornis, 3517 nucleotides. RefSeq names its product ribosome-binding protein 1 (gene alt). The coding region runs from base 359 to 2929 and encodes 856 amino acids. The transcript is spliced from 7 exons. Gene Ontology annotation, cellular component: endoplasmic reticulum membrane. Lineage: Eukaryota; Metazoa; Arthropoda; Insecta; Diptera; Dolichopodidae. The record is from RefSeq and is a predicted model, not a curated record.
UUUCAAUGGCGGUAAUGGCGGUAUAUUGAGUACGUCACGGUUUUGUCUACUAGAAAGUAAUUAGUAAAAUUUAUGUGAAAAUUUUGCCGUUUAAUAAAUAUAAUUAUAGUUAAUUAUACAAAUUUGUUACUCUAUUCAAUAUCUUGUCUUUACAACAAGUUUUAACAAUAGAAAAUUCCUUUAUUGUACCAACUUUUGCAUUUUACCAACUUGAUUUUCUUUAGUCAAAUUUUUAUUUUUUUUAUGUUAAAAUUUGUUUUUAAUACAAUUGCGAAUUCUUUAUUUAAUUAAGGAGAGAGUAUUUUGAAAGCUGUGAAGUAAUAAAUUAUUAAAGAAAAAUUAAUUUAAUUAUGCAAAUAUGGAUUACCACGUAAUCAUUGUUAUUGCCUGUGUUUUUCUUGCUUCGUUAUUCUCUAUUUUGUUUAUCAAUAAGUUUUUCAAAAACAAAACGUAUGAAGAAGCGGCGGCAGAAAAGAAAGCUUUAGUUGAAAAACUCUAUCCGACUAAAGUAAAUUCGAAAAAAAUUCGAAAGUUUGGUGUCAAGAAGGAAUUCAAAAAGGAUAAAAAACGCCCAUCAGUAAAAGAUUCUACAGCAGAAAACGACUUACAGGAUAGUGAAGAUAUUGAGGAAGAAGAGAGUCCGUCUGUAGAAAGUAGUCCUGGACAUAUUAUAAAAUCAAAACCCCAUGUUGAUUUUUCACAAAACCAAGAAAAUCUAAACGAUCAAACUACUAAUGAUCCAAAAGGAAAUAAAUCUCAAAAUAAAAAGAAAACUAUAAAAACUGGUAUUUUGGUAAACAAAAAUGAAACAAGCCCUGUUCAAGAAAAUAAUCCAAUUGAAAAUAUAAAUCACUUUGAAAAACAACAUCCCAAAGAUGUUAUAGAAUUAAAAAAACAGCAUAAGGAUGAACAAAAUAUGAUGCAAGCCAAUGAUGGUAAAAAUUCAAAAAAUUCAAAAGACACUGGAAAGAAAGCAAAUAAAAAGAAAGAGAGUAUUGAAACGAUAACCGAACCGCAGAUUAUUCUGGCUAAAGAGGUUAAAAUUACGGAAGUGAAAGCUGCAACUCCCGCUGUUAUGCUUACGAAUUCCGCAGCAAAAACGGAAUCACCGAAAAGCCAAGGGAACAAGAAAGCAUCGAAUACCACUAAAUCAAAAAAUAAUAUGAAAGAAUUAUCUAUAAUUGACAAAAUUGGCCAAAAUGAUGUUAUAGGAGUCAAUUAUCUCAUUCAGCUAUUUGCUAAAGCAGAGCUUAACAGAAAUGACAUUCAAAUUUUAAUUGACUUUUUAUUAAAUAAGCAGCAAGAUACAGCUGCAGUUGCACAUGAAUGGUCGGACGAUAUGGUGACCAAGUUGCGUAAGCAAUUAACAGAAAAAGAAAAGGCACUUCAAGAAGAAAUUGAGGCAUCAGCUGGCAUUCAAGCUAAAUUAAAAGACCUCAGAGCUGAAAUCAAUUCCGAGAGGGCUCAAUUUAAUGCUAAUAUUAAAGCAUAUACAGAGGAACUGCAAGCUAAAAAAAAUGAAAUUGUCCUUUUGACAUCUGAUAUACAAAGUUUAAAUGAUAAAUUGCAAGUGGAGCGUCAACAAUUUCAAGCAAAAUUACGUCAUGAAAAACAGGUUGGUUCGCAGGAGCUUGUAGCUCAAAUUCAACAAAUUAAAGAGCACAAUACCAUAUUGCAAAAUGAGGUGGUUCAAAAAAACAGUUAUAUCAAUGAUUUGCAAAGAAUAACAAAUGCAUCCCACCAAACAAUAGAAGAACAUAAACAAAAAUUAACUGAACUAAACGAAAUCUAUCAACAAAAAGUGAGCCAGAUACACUCAUUAGAAACCGGUUUGGCUGAAGCUAACGAAACUAUUCAAAGAUUGCAAUAUGAUUUAGAAAUGGCGAAAAUUUCAGAAAAUGAAAAAGAAGGUAGCAAAGUUGAAAUAAGAAAUUUACAAAAUGCACUUGAAACAACAAAAUCUGAAUUAAAUUCUGCUAACAUGCAGUUAAGUGAAAGCCAACAAAAAAAUAUAACUUUAAAUAAUGAGUUGGAAGAAAUAAAAAAUCAGUUUAGUUUAUUGAAUUUAAAAUAUCAAGAGCAUAGUUCUGAGUCGACUAUUAUGAAAAACUCGGUAGAUAAUUGUAAAAAAGUUAUCGCAGAAAAAGAUUCUAAAUUGAAUGAAUUUGAAAGUCAAAUAAAGCAAUUGCUCAAAAAGGAAGAUGAUUUAAUAAGGCAACUCACUGAACAAAGAGAUAAAAAUAAUGACUUGCGUACAAAGAAUUGGAAAUUGAAUGAAGCUUUACAAACUGCAGAAGCAAAUGCGAAAAAAAUAGUGGCUUCUAACAUCAAACCCUCUUUAGAUAGUUUAGUUAUUUCAUCUAUGCAAACUGCCACAGGCACUUCAAGUGGUCAUGUUGAUCAACAAACUACUCGUGAUAUAUUUCAGAGAUUGUUCCCCGACGCUGUGAAAAAACAUUCAUCAACAGCACUAUCAACAUCAUUUAAUGAGUGGGUCGAACAAGUUGUACUAACGCAUAUAGAGCUAGUAACUGAUAAUAUUCAAAAACAGCAACAAAAUCAACAUAAAAGCAGUAGUGAAAACCUUAAUUCAAAUAAUAAUAAUAAUCACCAUUCUCCACAUAAUCAUAAUAGUGUUAGCAGUAAUAAUAAUAAUAGCAGUGAAGUUAUUAAUAGUAAAAAUCUUAGUAGCAAUAACAGUAAUAGAAAUAUUGUUAGUAUUGAUAAUAAUAGCGGUGAAUUGUUAUCACAAAAUAUUAAAUUAAAAGCACAAAUAGAGGAGUUGACAAACAUAGUCACCAAAACGGAGAGCAUGUUAAAACAUUUGGAAAAUCAAGCACGGGAUCAGGAUGCUCACUGGCGCAAAAUCGUUGAGUCACAGGAAGAAGAAAUAAAUUUAUUAAAGAAUGCAAAUGGAGAAGCGAUUUAAUAAUAACCUCUCAAGAGAAUGAUAAAAUGCAUCAUUGAAAAAUGAAGAAAGGAACAUGAUAAAGAAACGAAAAUUUAUAAGUUUUUCGUUGUUACUUUUGCCUUCCAAAAUUGAAAAAAUACAAGAAUAAAAAUAAAACAAAAAAGCUAAAAAUAUCAUAUUAAUAAUAGUUAAAAAGUAACUGCGACAGUAUCCAAUAAAUUUUUUUUUAUAUUUGAUUAAAUAAAAUUUAUGUUGAAAGUAAUAAUUUUUUUAAUAUUUAAGCAAUUAUAAAAAAAAUAUAUAUUUCUCUUUUUCUUUGUUUAAAAUAAUGUAUUUAUAAAUUUAUACAUAAUCAUUUUUUUGGACAUUAUGUGUUCUAUAUUAUUAUACAUAUAUAUUUUUUAUAUACAUAUUAUUUAAUCAUUUUUUAUAGCGAUUUUUAAUUUUAAUUACAAUAAAUGAGCAUAUUCAGUUUAUUUUUUAUUAUAUUUGUAAACGUUAGUAAUUUAUAAAAUUUAUACUGAACUAUACAUACCACAGGUAUUGUUUGUUUUAUAUUAUAAUUGGUAUAAUAAUUUCAUUUUGACAUAAAUUAUAAAAAAGAAA